CCCCGCCCCGCCAUGGCCGAGCCGGGCCCCGCCGCCUGCCUGCUGCUGCUCCCGCUGCUGCUGAGCCCGGCCCCGGCCGGCGGAGCCGCCGACGACACCGAGUGGGUCCGGCUGCCCAGCAAGUGCGAGGUGUGUAAGUAUGUGGCAGUAGAGCUGAAAUCUGCCUUUGAGGAAACUGGGAACAAGGAGGUGAUUGACACAAAGUAUGGCUUUCUAGACGGAAAGGGAUCUGGAAUCAAAUAUACGCAAUCGGACAUCCGACUGAUCGAGGUGACAGAGACCAUCUGCAAGAGGCUGUUGGACUAUAACCUGCACAAGGAGAGAACGGGCAGUAACAGGUUUGCAAAGGGAAUGUCAGAGACGUUUGAAACCCUGCACAACCUGGUGCACAAAGGGGUGAAGGUGGUGAUGGACAUCCCCUAUGAGCUGUGGAAUGAGACCUCUGCUGAAGUGGCUGACCUCAAGAAGCAGUGUGAUGUGCUGGUGGAGGAAUUUGAAGACGUGAUUGAGGACUGGUACAAGCAUCACCAGAAGGAAGACCUGGCUCAGUUUCUCUGUGCGAACCAUGUGCUGAAAGGGAAAGACACAAGCUGCCUGGCAGAGCAAUGGUCUAGCAAGAAGGGAGAUGUAGCAACCGCGGGGGAGAGGGCAAAGAAAAAGAGUGGCAAGAACAAGAAGGCAGCAGAGAGGAAAAAGAAAAACAAGAAGACGAAGGUUGAGGAAGCAAAAAGCCCCCUGGGCCCAAGUGCUGAAGGGAGCCCUGAAGAGGAGGGGGAUUUCCAGCCGAAGGCUUCCCUUGCGCACAGCCCAGCUGACGAGCUGUAGUCUCUCGGACACCGCGUGCCAAUUUGCAGCCCAUGGUAGGGACAGCGGACGCUCUGGACACAUGGGAUAUUGGAUGUGCUCUGGGCAUCGCAGCAGCCAGUUGCCUCACAAGACGGUGACCCCUUAUUUACUGAAGGGAAAUAAAUUAGAACUCUUCUAAUUUAUCGCUCCAAGGGUGGCAGCCUGUUCCUGCUGGGUGGAGAUCUCGCCAUCGCUAGUCAGCAUUACCAUGAGCAGCGGUGCCACAUGGAUCACAGAAGUGGAGUAACAGCAGCUGGCAGAGACCCCUGCACAUGCAGGGCAGCUGGGCUGGACAGGAGAUGCCUCCUGAGUAAGUGAGGUUGUUAAACUCCUCUUAAUGCUCCCUAGACAAUACAGAUCCUGCCUUUAGCGAGAGAGACCUUCCACCCUCUGCUCUUCCCCUGCUGCCUCUUGCCCAGCUGGAGUGUAUUGAUGAGGGGUCUGGAAGUGGUAGAAAGGAGGCUGGUUUGCUCACGGCGGAGCCCCUGGCUUUUGUCUGAGCUGCCCCCAGGGCAGGGAAUUUGGCAGUGGCUUGGAAGGAGAGUGGCUUCUGCCUGGCCAGCCUGGCGGGUUUGGACACACUGUCUGUUCCACAAAGGCCGGGCCCAGUCCUGCCCUCCCCUACGCCAGGCAGUCCCACUGAGCUUGCUGGGGUCCCACAAUGAGUUAUCCUCCCGCUCUGCAAGCUUGCUGCCCACCCCUCUCCCAUAGGACCAUUCCAUUCAGGGGCAGCCAUUCCAGCUUCCUGGAAGCCUGUGGUUCCUGCUGUUGCUGCAGAGAGGGCCCUUCCCCCAUCUGCUAAUGUCCUUUCCAUUCGGUCUAGCCUGUGCUCCCUGCACUGGCUUUCAUGCUCCCUGCUGCACUAUGGGCAGCAGCUCCGUGCUUUGCAGGGAGAGGCUCCCUUGUGUUUUAUGCAGUUCUUUGCUACCUGUUGGCGAUUUUCUCUUAAAGUGCCAGUAGAUGUCAAGUAUCAGAGGGGUAGCUGUGUCUGUCGCUUUGUACAGAUCCAGACUAAGAGUCCUGUGGCACCUUAUAGACUAACAGACGUAUUGGAGCAUGAGCUUUCGUGAGUGAAUACCUGCAUGUGUCUGACAAAGUGGGUAUUCACCCACAAAAGCUCAUGCUCCAAUACGUCUGUUAGUCUGGAUCUGUAAAAGCAGCAAACAGACGUAUUGUAGCAUGAGCUUUCGUGGGUGAAUACCCACUUCGUCAGACACAUGCACAUAUUCACCCACGAAAGCUCAUGCUCCAAUACGUCUGUUAGUCUAUAAGGUGCCACAGGACUCUUUUUAGUAGAUAUUAACACCCUCCCUGUGGGGUGCAGGAGCAGGACCCACUAUGGCCUGCAGGGCACCCAGCUAACUUUGAAUGCAGUCUUAGUCCCUCUUGCGUGUGCCCAGGAGGCUUCCAUCAGCUCUUCCUGCUCAUUAAAGCACAUGGGGGACCCUAGCCUGGGAGUGGGGUAUAGUCUGGUCCAGUGCAGCCAGGCUGCCCUGUGAUCUCAGCACUGCAGCUCACUGAGAGAGCUGUUCUGCUAGAAGUAGAUAUGUUUCUGAGUGCUCUUGUGUCUCACGAGCUCGAUCAUGUGUCAUGGAAUAUUCCCAGGUAGUGAGACUCAUUGGUCUGACCCUGCUUUUCAGGCUAGUGAGCGACUGUUGGUUCCCUCCGCUAGGCAGGGCACCAUACUCCAGGCACCAGCACUGCCAAUUCUUGCCACUCUAUCACAGGUCUCAUGAUAUUUGGUGUUUUCUUUAAAACCUCAGCUCUUGGCGUCAUGGGGUUAUGAGCUUUAGAAUGAAGCUGUUUCUAGCCCUCAUGGCUGCAGGGGACAGCUUGAAAGUGUCACCAGAGUGUGACCUGAAAGGCUCAGAAAUCAAAGAAAACCCCAAAUGUGUGUUUUAAAAAAAAAAAAAAACAACAACAAAUCUUGUGAGGAUUGUUGGGGGCUAGCCCCUGGGUUCUGAGUGUGGGGGGCUGGCCCUACCUCUGAAGCGCAGCCCAAAAGGCACAAUUGGAACUAAGUUUAGAAUUAUUUUUAAGCAAGGCAGCUUUAUACCACUUCCUGCUGUGGAGUAAUCCUGUAAUGCAAUUGACUGACUGCAGCAGGAGUGGCGGUGGGUCAGUACGACUGGGCAUGGGUGACAGGGAGGAAUGAAUGAGAAUAUAUGUGUGA
This is a messenger RNA of Gopherus flavomarginatus (Mexican gopher tortoise), 3019 nucleotides long. Its product is annotated as protein canopy homolog 3-like. Gene Ontology annotation, cellular component: endomembrane system. Lineage: Eukaryota; Metazoa; Chordata; Testudines; Testudinidae. Gene Ontology annotation, molecular function: signaling receptor binding. The record is from RefSeq and is a predicted model, not a curated record.